AUGGCAGUUUCUAGUGUCAUCAAUGGCAUGAGUGGAAUGUCAUCGUCUGUUACUGAUUUUGAGCAGGUGUAUAGAAAACUUGAACAUGGAUGUGACUUAUUAAAACUCUAUUUGAAACGAAAGCCAGAACGACGUACUUUCUGUGUCAAAUUAGAGACAAGACAGAUUAUUUGGUUGAGGCCUGUUGCUGGACGAAAUGUGAUUGAAGGAUCUAUUGAUUUAAGAGAAGUUAAAGAGGUCCGACAAGGGAAGAACUCCAAAAUAUUUGAGCGUUGGCCAGAUGAAACAAGAAAAUAUCAGCAUAGUGAAUGCUUCCUAGUUCUAUAUGGCAGCUCUUUUUGCCUGAAGCAGUUAGCUUGUGUUGCAAAAAAAGAUGAAUGUGAACUGCUAAUGAGAGGUAUUCGGUACCUUGCUGCUGAAUGUGCCAGAGCUCCUUAUCCUCUAAUGGUUGAAAGAUGGCUAAGGAAAGAGUUUUACGGCAUGGAAAAUUUACGUGGAGUGAUAACUAUUAAAGAUUUGAAGCAGUUUUUACCGAAAGUUAAUUUAAAGCUUCCUACUAAUCGACUGAAAGAAUUUUUUCAGGAAAUUGAUACAAGAAGAGUUGGUGAAAUUGGUUUUGAAAGUUUUGCGUCACUUUAUCACAAUUUGAUAUAUGAUGAGCAACUAUUCAGCAGCUUAUUUGGCCAGUAUACAAAGGAUGGGCUUCGAGUUACUCUUCAAGAAUUUCAGAACUUCUUGCAUGAACAGCAAAAGGAUCCAAAUGCAUAUGAUGAAGUUAAAAUUAGUAAGUUCAUGCGUGACUACCUUCAAGAUCCUAGUCGAGAUGCACAAGAGCCUUUCUUCACUGUGCCUGAGUUCCUAGAUUUUUUGUUUUCAAAGCAAAAUGAUGCUUUUGAUUCCAGCCAUUCUGUAAUUAAUCAAGAUAUGAAUCAGCCUCUUGUAAACUAUUGGAUUGCCUCAUCACAUAAUACAUACUUAACGGGUGAUCAAGUUAAAUCUGAAUCCUCUACAGAAGCUUAUGCCAGGUGUCUUCGGAUGGGUUGUCGGUGCAUUGAAUUGGACUGCUGGGAUGGUCCAGAUGGAAUGCCCUAUGUGUAUCACGGUCAUACAUUAACAACUAAAGUAAAGUUCAUCGACUGCAUUAAAACGAUUAAAGAACAUGCAUUUGUCACAUCAGAAUAUCCAGUAAUACUUUCAAUUGAAAACCAUGCAACUCUGCCUCAGCAACGAAAUAUGGCCGCUGCUUUUAUUGAAGUUUUUGGAGAUUCUCUUUUGACGCAACCAAUUGAAAGAGAUGGUACACAGAUGCCUUCUCCUAAUCAAUUGAAAAGGAAAGUAAUCAUAAAGCAUAAAAAACUUCCUGAAAGAGAUGGUCAUGAGGAACGAAUUGUUUUGCGCAAUGAAAGAGAUGAAAUUGGUGGAGAAUCAGACAUCAGUAAUGCUGUGAAAAAUGGGAUUCUGUAUUUAGAAGAUCCCAUGGAUCAUGAAUGGAGACCACACUUUUUUAUGCUUACUCAAAACAAAAUGUACUAUGCUGAGGAACAACAAGCUGCUGAGGAUGAAGAUGAUGCUGAAGACAAUAACACCCACCGAGAGGGCAUUCCAAGUGAUGAAUUACAUUUUGGUGAAAAGUGGUUUCAUGGUAAGCUACCUGGGGGUAGAGCUCAAGCUGAGGAGCUUCUAAACCAGUAUUCUUAUUUGGGUGAUGGAACAUUUCUCGUUAGAGAAAGUGAGACAUUUGUUGGUGAUUACUCUCUUUCAUUUUGGCGUCAGGGUACUGUAAAUCAUUGUCGCAUCAGAUCAAAACAGGAAAGAGGUCAGACAAAAUACUACUUAAUUGACACAAUUUCCUUUGACACAUUGUACAGUCUAAUUACAUACUACCAAUCCAACCAACUGAGAAGCCCCGAGUUUUGUAUGUGUUUAACAGAACCAGUGCCUCAGCCAAAUAAGCAUGAAGGAAAAGAAUGGUUUCACGCAAACAUGACAAGAAUUCAGGCUGAAGAAAUGUUGAAGAAAAUAUAUUACGAUGGUGCAUUUUUGGUACGACCGAGUGAAAAGGAAUCCAACACAAGUUGUUUUGCAAUAUCUUUUAGAGCCGAAAAUAAAAUUAAACAUUGUCGCAUCAAGUUAGAAGGACGUUUAUACACAAUAGGCACAGCACAAUUUGAGAGCUUAGUGGAGUUAGUUAACUACUAUGAAAAAAAUACUUUAUACAGAAAAGUAAAGCUUAAGUAUCCUGUCAAUGAAGAAGUUGUUCGAAGGAUAGGUGGUGCACCAGAAUAUUCUCCUGUUUAUGGUGCUCCAGGAAUGUAUAUGGAUCCAAACUGUUUUAAAUCAAGGAUCACAGUGAAGGCUCUGUUUGACUACCGUGAACAACGCAUUGAUGAAUUAUCCUUCCCGAAACAUGCUAUUAUUACUAAUGUUAGUAAAGAAAAUGGUGGCUGGUGGAAAGGUGAUUAUGGUGGUAAAAAACAGCAUUGGUUUCCUUCCAAUUAUGUUGAAGAAAUCGAACCAGCAGAAAAUAGUGAUGAAAAUUCUGCUGAAGCUAUGCCUUUAGGUAACUUACAGAAAGGCAGCAUAGAUAUUGUCAACUGUACUGUAGAUAUUUUAGCCUCCACAUCCUUUCAAGAGAGGUUUUUCGUGUUCAGGAUAGUGUCUCCUCGCCAGCAAACUCCUAUUGAAAUUGCUGCUGGUAGUCGUGAUGAAAUGACUGAAUGGGUUCAAAGGAUUCGAGAGACUGCACAGUCUGCAAAUGAUAUGUCUUUACAUUCAAAAAAAAUGGAAAGGACACUCAGAAUAUCUAAGGAAUUGUCGAACCUUAUUAUAUACUGCAGAUCCAUGCCGUUCAAUCCAGAUAAGAUUGGAAAUUUUACUGAAAUGUCCUCAUUUCCAGAAACAAAAAUUGAAAAGUUGAUAGGACCUACCAACUGCAAAUUUCUUCUAAAGUAUCAUAAAUUACAGUUCAGCAGAGUUUAUCCAAAAGGUAGUCGAAUCGAUUCUUCCAAUUUUGAUCCUAUAAAACUUUGGAACUGUGGGGUGCAAAUGGUUGCUCUAAAUUAUCAAACUCCAGAUAAAGCCAUGCAGCUGAACCAAGCUCGUUUUCUACAAAACGGAAAGUGUGGGUAUGUGUUAAAGCCUCCUUGUAUGUUUGAUGAAACAUUUGAUCCUUAUGAUAGAAUAACACUUCAAGGAGUUAAACCCGUAACCCUCUCUUUAGAAGUAAUUUCUGCACGUCAUCUAAUGAAAUCAAGCAAAGGAAUAGUGAGCCCAUUUUUUGAAAUUGAAGUUGUUGGAGCUGAAUAUGACAAUAAUCGCUUCAAAACUAGCACAAAAGAAGACAAUGGCUUCAACCCUGUGUGGAAAGAAUCAUUUACAUUUACAGUGUACAACAAAGAUUUGGCUCUAAUUCGAUUCCUUGCACAAUAUGUAGAUGUAUUUGGUGAUGCAAAUUUCCUUGCCCAGGCUUCAUAUCCUAUUAAUUGUUUACAUAGUGGUUACCGCUCUAUCGCUCUGAAAAAUGAAUAUAGUGAAGAAUUAGAACUCGCCUGUUUAUUAGUUCGCAUAGAUAUUCAGCAGCAGUGUGAUGAUGCUGUUGAAGCUUCCAUCCAACAAUCCACUGAGCAAAUUACAUUACAAUCUCAAGAUGUCAGUCAAAGGAUAGAUGCCCCUAAUAGAGGCGAUGAAGGCAGAACACAUGCUGCUUCCCACUUGCAACUCGUCUCAGUCGAAGACUAG
Molecule: messenger RNA, 3738 nt
Organism: Uloborus diversus
Lineage: Eukaryota; Metazoa; Arthropoda; Arachnida; Araneae; Uloboridae
Gene: sl
Product: 1-phosphatidylinositol 4,5-bisphosphate phosphodiesterase gamma-1-like
Biological process (GO): phospholipid catabolic process; phosphatidylinositol-mediated signaling; positive regulation of epithelial cell migration
Molecular function (GO): protein binding; calcium ion binding; phosphatidylinositol-4,5-bisphosphate phospholipase C activity
Source: RefSeq, a predicted model, not a curated record